AUGGCCGACACCAACGAGCAACGAGCCGUCGCUACUGCCUUUGCGCCUCCGCCGCCUUUGUGGAAGCACUUUACACGCGACAACCUCGAUAAGCUGGACCAAAUCAAGACCGAAGCGUCAAAGGACAAGGAUGGAAUCCCUGCUGUCGAAAAGAAGUGGUCACCAGCAGAACUCCGCGCUUUGGAAGUACCUUCCGAGUUGCGCUUCCUGGUGCCGCCUGAGAUUCCCACGGGGGAGUAUACCGUCUUUGGAGAACCGCAGACUCUAUCAACGACACUGCCAUCCUUGAAAGAUCAAGGCAUUGAGCAACUUUACCCGGAGCCUGCAUCAGACGCCGACCAAGCCCUUUCCCAGCCCGCCCAACACCUCAACCACGCCUACUAUUUGCUGAAGAUUAGCAAGUCCCUUCUACUCAACUUCCUCGAAUUUGUCGGGAUUCUCUCGGUGUCACCCGAACAGUUCGAGUCUAAAGUGGAGGACCUACGCAAUCUGUUCAUCAAUGCCCACCAUCUACUGAACCUAUACCGCCCCCACCAGGCACGUGAAUCACUCAUUAUGAUGAUGGAAGAACAAUUGAAGCGCACUCGAGAGGAAAUCAAGCAGAUGGACAAGGUCAAAGCAGACAUUGAGAGCUUGAUGGAGCAACUCGAAGCAGAGGGUGGUGCAGUCAAUUCGGCAGAGCGGAUUGAGAGCACCGAUACCUCGAAGGUGGCAGCCAAACGAUCAGUCGAGGAUGCACAAUUGAUAUGGGAUCUGCUUGACAAAGUGAAUUGA
Molecule: messenger RNA, 774 nt
Organism: Penicillium subrubescens
Lineage: Eukaryota; Fungi; Ascomycota; Eurotiomycetes; Eurotiales; Aspergillaceae
Gene: med7
Product: mediator complex subunit MED7
Exons: 2
Coding region: 1-774 (257 amino acids)
Biological process (GO): regulation of transcription by RNA polymerase II
Cellular component (GO): mediator complex; core mediator complex
Molecular function (GO): transcription coregulator activity
Source: RefSeq, a predicted model, not a curated record